Messenger RNA from Otolemur garnettii (small-eared galago), 936 nucleotides. RefSeq names its product olfactory receptor 8B12-like. Gene Ontology annotation, molecular function: G protein-coupled receptor activity; olfactory receptor activity; odorant binding. Gene Ontology annotation, cellular component: membrane. Lineage: Eukaryota; Metazoa; Chordata; Mammalia; Primates; Galagidae. Bases 1 to 936 code for a protein of 311 amino acids. The transcript has a single exon. Gene Ontology annotation, biological process: G protein-coupled receptor signaling pathway; sensory perception of smell. The record is from RefSeq and is a predicted model, not a curated record.
AUGGCUGCUGAGAACUCCUCUUCUGUGACAGAGUUUAUUCUCUCAGGCUUAACUGACCAGCCGGGACUCCAGCUGCCCCUCUUCUUCCUGUUCCUAGGUUUCUAUGUGGUCACGGUGGUGGGGAACCUGGGCCUGAUAACCCUGAUUGGGCUGAACUCUCACCUGCACAUUCCCAUGUACUUCUUCCUCUUCAACUUGUCCUUCAUUGAUUUUAGUUAUUCCACUACUCUCACCCCUAAAAUGCUGAUGAGUUUUGUGUCAAAGAAGAACAUCAUUUCCUAUGUGGGGUGUAUGACUCAGUUUUUUUCCUUCUGUUUCUUUGUCUUUUCUGAAUCCUACAUCCUGUCGGCCAUGGCCUACGACCGCUAUGUCGCCAUCUGUAAACCACUGCUGUACACGGUCACCAUGUCUCCCCGGGUGUGUUUGGUCCUUCUGUCCGGUGUCUACGGGAUGGGGGUCUUUGGGGCUGUGGCCCAUAUUAUAAAUGUAACGUUCAUGACCUUUUGUGCAGACAACCUUGUCAAUCACUACAUGUGUGACAUCAUUCCCCUCCUUGAGCUGUCCUGCAACAGCUCUUAUACAAAUUUGCUGGUGGUGUUUAUUAUUGUGACCAUUGGAAUCGGAGUGCCUAUUGUGACCAUUUUUAUCUCAUACGGUUUCAUUCUUUCCAGCAUUCUCCACAUCAGCUCCACAGAGGGCAGGUCCAAAGCCUUCAGUACCUGUAGCUCCCAUAUAAUUGUGGUAUCUCUUUUCUUUGGGUCAGGAGCUUUUAUGUACCUCAAACCACCUUCUAUUUUACCCCUGGACCAGGGGAAAGUGUCCUCCGUUUUCUAUACUGCUGUGGUGCCCAUGGUCAACCCCUUAAUCUAUAGCCUGAGGAAUAAAGAUGUCAAAAUUGCCCUGAAGAAAACUUUAAGAAGAAAAAUCUUAUCUUGA